CAGGGUUUGGGUUUGGGCUUCUCAUUUAACUAAAAAUUAAAAAAAAAAAUAAAGAAAGAAAAGAAAUAUAAUAAGUCAAUCUCAUUUGACAAUCAGAUAAUAGACAAAUUUUCCAAUUUUUGGAACAAUUUAUCCAUUGUAUUUUUCUCAUCACUUUGCUGUUAGAUGAUCCUGUGAGAUGUUUGUUUUGGGUAUUUGAUGAUUGGUAAUUUCUGGUUAAACAAAUGAAAUGGGAAAGCAACGAUCUUUUCGUAGUAAAGCAGUAAAUCUUGUCUCAGACCUCACCACUGUCCUCCUUAACCCCAUUUCUGAUAAAAUCUCCAAGAAUCCCCCUUCUCCUCCUGAGAAUAAUGAUGUUGACUCAGGGCAAAGUCAGCUUGAAUCAAUUUGUGAGGAGGGUUCUGUAACUUCAGUUGAUGGACCUGAUACCUCAUCUUUCACUGCCUUCCUUUAUUCUCUUUUAAAAGAUGAUUACUUUAGUGCCGAAAGAGAUGACGGGCCGCAGAAUAAUAAUAUAGAACCUGUAAAAGAUGAAUCUGAACCUGAAAUUGAAAUUAAGCCUGAACAUGUAAAGGCGGAACCAGAAAAUGUGAGUAUAGUGAGAGAGAGUGGUGGAAGGAGAGGGUUGAUUUCUAAGGGGAGACAGUCUAUUGGUAAAGCUAUGAAUUAUGCUGCCAAAUUAGCAUGGUUCCGGAAUCAAGCAUCAGAGAGAAUGCCCAAGUCUGAAGCUAAAACUGAUGGUAAAGAUGGAAGUCAGGAUGGAGGAAAUAUAAGGCUAAUGGAGAGUGUAGCUGAACUCCCAGACAUGUCUGAUAAGUCAUUGCUUCUUUCGCAGAAAACCCGGAUCAUACUAUAUGCUUCCCUUCCAUCACUUGUCAAGGGGAGGAAAUGGGUGUUGCUCUACAGCACGUGGAAGCAUGGCAUAUCACUCUCAACCCUGUACCGGAAAAGCAUGCUCUGCUCUGGCUUGAGCCUGCUGGUGGUUGGUGAUCGAGGUGGUGCAGUUUUUGGCGGCUUGGUUGAGGCGCCUCUUAAACCUUCUAAAAGCAGGAGGUAUCAGGGGUCAAAUAGCACAUUUCUUUUUACCGAUGUACCUGGCCAGCCGAUUAUAUAUCGUCCCACAGGUGUAAAUCGAUAUUAUACAGUGUGUUCUCCUGAUUUCCUAGCAAUGGGUGGUGGUCGUCACUUUGCACUCUACCUUGACAGUGAUCUAUUAAAUGGAUCAAGUGCAGCGUCUGACACCUAUGGGAAUUCUUGCCUUGCUCUUUCCGAAGACUUUGUGGUGAAAGAAGUUGAGUUAUGGGGCUUUGUAAAUGCUUCGAGGUACGAGGAAAUUCUUGCUUUAAGUCAGAAUGAGCUACCUGGUAUUUGUAGAUGGUGACUUGUAAACAGUUAAUAAUACCGGAGCAAUUAAGCUUCUGGAAUCACGAUUUUGCCAGGUUGUAGGUGCUGUUUUAACUAACGCGUGAAUGCCCAACAUUGUAUAUAUUCAACUGUAUCAUCUACUGUUUUACCAUGACAAUGGGAAGAAACCUUAAGCUACUGCUUUUGUACAUAAAUAUAAAGUUGUAUGUAUAGAGUACCAGCAAAAUUUCUGCUGUGGGAUUACUUGAUUUAGAUUAGUAAGAUUUUCGCCAAUGUCCUUAUUUCUCUUCAGGAUUUCAAAUGAGUUAAGCUAGCUAUCUUGUAGGA
Chenopodium quinoa (quinoa) is the source of this 1692-nucleotide messenger RNA. RefSeq lists its product as uncharacterized. Lineage: Eukaryota; Viridiplantae; Streptophyta; Magnoliopsida; Caryophyllales; Amaranthaceae. Bases 230 to 1381 code for a protein of 383 amino acids. The transcript has 8 exons. The record is from RefSeq and is a predicted model, not a curated record.